ACACACAUGUUCGCUGAGCUGAGCGAUUUUCAGAAAAUCGAUUGUUCUGUUGUUCGUUUCUGCCGUCUUACAGUUUUAGCAUCGGCCUGGUUGCUUUUUUGUAUAACGCUUAUCUAAUAAAUUCACAUAAAAUGUCGGGAGAAAGCGAAGAAUUCAAAACCGUUCGGAGUAGAAAAAUGAAAUCUAAAAGAAAGAUGGAGAUGGAUGACUCGGGACCCACGAUCAAAAGACCACAUUUUCCACAGAUAAGCGGGGACAAAUUAUUGGAUGGAAAGAAAGAUUUCAGAAAAAUUCCUGUGCCAGCUAACAGAUAUUCACCAUUGAAAGAAAAUUGGUUAAAAAUAUAUUCUCCUGUUGUUGAACAACUCAAGUUACAGAUAAGAUUUAACCUCAAAACUAGGAAUGUAGAAUUACAGACUUGCAAACAAACUACAGAUAUUGGAGCAUUACAACGAGGUGCAGAUUUUGUCAAAGCGUUUAUAUUAGGUUUCACUGUUGAAGAUGCACUUGCGCUUGUUAGGCUUGAUGAACUUUUUCUUGAAUCUUUUCAAGUUACAGAUGUUAAGCCGUUAAAAGGAGAUCACUUAUCAAGAGCUAUUGGUAGGGUAGCUGGUUCUGGUGGAAGAACAAAAUUCACAAUUGAGAAUGUUACGAAAUCGAGAAUUGUAUUAGCUGAUUCGCAUAUUCACAUUUUGGGAUCGUAUCAGAACAUCAGAUUAGCCAGAACUGCUAUUUGUAAUUUAAUCCUCGGUAGUCCUCCUUCAAAAGUAUAUGGAAAUUUAAGGUCUGUUGCUGGAAGGGUUUCAGAAAGAUUUUGAAUUAAUUACUGCCUCAUGACAUGGAUAACCCGAUUGGCUUGAUUGAUAAUAAUCCUGUGAUACAGUGGCAUGAUCAAUAUGUUGCAGAAUGAUUUCAAAUUUCAUCUUAUUGCCUCUGUACUGACGCGAUACUUCUCUAAUACAUUAUAUUGUAAAAACGAUCGAAA
Styela clava is the source of this 985-nucleotide messenger RNA. RefSeq names its product RNA-binding protein PNO1-like. NCBI's taxonomy places the organism in Eukaryota, Metazoa, Chordata, Ascidiacea, Stolidobranchia, Styelidae. Gene Ontology annotation, cellular component: nucleus. Gene Ontology annotation, molecular function: RNA binding. The record is from RefSeq and is a predicted model, not a curated record.